This is a messenger RNA of Chanos chanos (milkfish), 1023 nucleotides long. It is a transcript of the gene tmem255a, whose product is annotated as transmembrane protein 255A. The record is from RefSeq and is a predicted model, not a curated record. Bases 1 to 1023 code for a protein of 340 amino acids. The transcript is spliced from 10 exons. NCBI's taxonomy places the organism in Eukaryota, Metazoa, Chordata, Actinopteri, Gonorynchiformes, Chanidae.
AUGCCAACAGGACUGGAUCCGCAAGCCAACAGAAUAACAACUACCUCAGAUGCAAUGGGGUCAUUCAAGCGGAGGAAAAGGAAGUCUAUCAUCGUGACGGUGAUGCUGCUCAUUGUUUCUGUACUCAUCUUGGUAUUUGGGUUGGCAGCUACCACUAGAACACAGAAUAUUACAGUUGGUGGUUACUACCCAGGAGUUAUUCUUGGUUUUGGCUCUUUUCUCGGAAUCAUCGGUGCCCAUUUGAUAGAGAAUAAGAGGCAGAUGCUGGUAGCCUCUAUUGUCUUCAUCAGUUUUGGUGUUGUGGCAGCCUUCUGCUGUGCCAUUGUGGACGGGGUUUUUGCAGCGAGACACAUAGACCUUAGACCUCUAUAUGCUGGUCGGUGUGAAUACUAUUCAAACGGUGCAUCAUUUGACCUCGACGUCAACUGUCAAACUGCGUCACGUGUUUCUUGUAACCUGCGUGUGAAGAGCAACACCUGCUACUGCUGUGAACUGUACAAUUGUGGCAAAGAACAUCCUCUUUUGGGACUUCAGAAUAAAGAUGUUUUGAAAAAAUUUAGGAAAUCGUCCAUGAUUUGGAACCGUGUUGAGCUGAGGGGAGGUUACCACGAGUACACGGAGGUACGCAGCUGCCAGGAUGUUGUGCAUCUCUACCACCUGCUCUGGUCUGCCACCAUCCUCAACAUCAUCGCCCUCUUCUUAGGAAUUAUCACUGCAGCAGUGCUGGGAGGCUUCAAGGACAUGAUGCCCACGGCUUCUCCUGACACCUGUGAACCAGAGGCUGUGCCACUCCCUCUUCCCCCAGAGACACCAGCUCCCUCCACGUCCUAUUACAACGCUGCCCCCUGCCUGCCACCUUACACUGCCUAUGACAUGCAGGGCUCCAACGUGUUCCCUGACUCUUCGGGCCUGUCCGACGAUUCUCAGUCUGGGGCCAGUCAUAUGUGGCCCACUAUGAUCCCCCCUCGCUACUCUCCUCCUUACUACCCCCCCGAUGAGAAGCCCCCGCCGUACAGCCCUUAA